AUGAAUGUUGUUAUUCAGGAAGCUGGUGCUGUAGCCAUAGCCCGUUUAGCAUCGUGGAGAGCCACCAAUGAGAAUGACACUCCAGAAGCGCUCAGAUGGCUUGACCGAACGCUCAUUAGAUUGUGUCAAAAAUUCGGCGAGUAUGCUAAAGACGAUCCCAAUUCGUUCCGACUAUCGGAUAAGUUCUCGCUGUUCCCACAAUUCAUGUUCCAUUUGAGAAGAUCACAGUUCCUACAGGUGUUCAACAACUCGCCAGAUGAAACAGCAUAUUAUAGGCAUAUUUUAUUCUCAGAAAAUGUACUUGAAAGCACAACGAUGAUCCAACCAGUACUGUUCAGUUACUCGUUCAGCGGUCCACCAGAACCAGUACUUUUGGACACGUCGUCCAUAUUGCCUGAUAGAAUUUUACUUAUGGAUGACUAUUUCCAUGUGCUGAUCUAUCACGGACAAACGAUUGCGGCAUGGAAGAAGAUGAACUAUCAUGAGGAUCCACAGUAUGCGACAUUCAAGCAGCUUCUUGAAGCCCCGGUGGGAGAUGCGACAGCCAUUCUUCAAGAGCGAUGGCCAAUGCCGCGAUACAUAGUAACGGAGUAUGAGGGAUCUCAGGCUCGCUUCUUGCUCUCCAAGGUCAAUCCAUCUCUAACACAUAAUAAUCCUUACGCAUCGGAGGGCGGUGCUCCAGUAUUCACUGACGAUGUGUCAUUGCAAGUUUUCAUGGAGCAUCUCAAGAAACUCGCGUCUUCGUCAUCCACGUAA
This is a messenger RNA of Cooperia oncophora, 756 nucleotides long. The record is from the annotation of a GenBank genome assembly. NCBI's taxonomy places the organism in Eukaryota, Metazoa, Nematoda, Chromadorea, Rhabditida, Trichostrongylidae.